CCCCGAACGGUCCUUCCCCACCCAAGAUCUGCUGCUUUCCCUCUCCAAGGGUGCCAGGCCCUGAAUCUCUCCCCACACUCCCAGCCUGGUGCCUGACAGCUUGUUUGGGAGCGAACCUCAGGUCAACCAAUCAAUGCCUCAGACGGAUAAGCAAAUAUGCAUUCCCCCGGAGCUGCCGGAAUUGCUGAAGCAAUUUACCAAAGCUGCGAUCCGGACCCAGCCACCAGAUCUCAUCCAGUGGGCUGCGGAUUAUUUUGGGGCUAUGUGCCGCGGAGAGAUUCCUUCAGUGAGAGAGCGGUCUGAGCCAGUCCCUUCGUCUAACUGGGCAGAGCUUACACCUGAGCUGUUGAAGAUCCUGCAUGCGAGGGUUGGUGGCAGACUGAUUGUCCAUGUCGAAGAGCUGGCCCAAAUGUGGAAGGUGCUGAGUCUCCCAACAGAGCUGUUUAAUAGUGUGAUGAAUGUGGGCCGCUUCACGGAGGAGAUUGAGUGGCUGAAGUUUUUAGCCCUUGCUUGCAGCUCUCUUGGUGUUACCAUUUCCAAAACUCUCCAGAUAGCAUGUGAAGUUUUAUCAUGUGACCAUGAUUCUGGACCUGCCCGGAUCCCUUUCAGCACCUUCCAGUUUCUCUACACAUAUAUUGCUGAAGUGGACGGCGAGAUCUCUGCAUCACACGUCAGCCGAAUGCUGAACUACAUUGAACAGGAAGUAAUUGGUCCUGAUGGUUUAAUCAAGGUGGUUGACUUUACUCAAAACCCAAGGGUUCGGCUGGAGUAAAAGCACAAUUUUGGAGAUGGUUGUGCUUCAGAAUAGCUGAAACCCACACACCAGCCGAUGACCAUUUUCUUGUACUACUGGUACACACUA
Molecule: messenger RNA, 862 nt
Organism: Myotis myotis
Lineage: Eukaryota; Metazoa; Chordata; Mammalia; Chiroptera; Vespertilionidae
Gene: ROPN1
Product: rhophilin associated tail protein 1
Exons: 6
Coding region: 134-772 (212 amino acids)
Source: RefSeq, a predicted model, not a curated record